Molecule: messenger RNA, 603 nt
Organism: Funneliformis caledonium
Lineage: Eukaryota; Fungi; Glomeromycota; Glomeromycetes; Glomerales; Glomeraceae
Source: the annotation of a GenBank genome assembly
AUGCUUGAAAACGUUAUCAGACCUAAAUUCCCACCCACCUUAACAACGGACGUUAUCCUCGAAAGAUUACGUAAGUCCAACAAACCUACCGCAAACAUAAACUCUUUUAUUGCUUAUAGAAUGGAAUUACAAGACGAAUAUCAUCGUAACAACAAAAAAUUACGGUUGCCCAUCAUGUCCUCGAUCGCAAGUGUUUCUUGGAAAAGAGAACCUCCACAAAUAAAAGCCUUUUAUAAACAACUAGCAGAUGAUGCUAAAUCUCUGUAUAAACCAAAAUAUUUACCCGUCGUAGAGUAUAAACAUAAAGAGAAGAUUGAAAAUGAUCAAGAAAGCGGAAGAGUUUUACCUACAGGUGUAAUUUGUGACGCAGACUCUGAUGAUGUCGAUCAAACCGUUGUGGAUCAGAAUUCGACUAGUGGUCUUCUUAUUGAAGGUUCUCCCAAAUUUUAUGAACAUUCAGGGACGAGGUCAGCUGAAACGAGUUCUACUGCUGAUCCUAAUUAUAACGAAAUGAAUUUAAUCGCUAGCUAUCAAAGGCAUAUUUGUUUGUUGGAACAAAUGAAUAAAAAUUUGUUUGAUUUACUUAAAUCGACACAACUUUAA